AUGUUCGGCAUCCGUACAAACCCGACGGGAGAAGAGCCCCGUGACAUUGACCAACUGGAAACAAACCAGGGUUUGCCCGAUCAGGAUACACAGGCAGAGGCAUUCUUUCACGCGGUCAGAGAUGGGCAUGAAGAUACUGUCCGUUUCUCGCUGAAUGAAGGAUCCGAUCCUAACUCCUUUGGACAACUCUCACAGACACCACCUCUCUUGCUCGCUUCCCUCAUGGGUCGCAAAAAUGUGGUGAAUUUGCUACUGGACGCUGGUGCAAAGGCAACUAGUGAUAUACUAAAGGCUGCCUUGGGCCGCUACCAGAAUCGUGUGAUGUGUGGUCUGAUAGAACAUGGUGCGGAUUUCAGUUGGGACAAGGAUGGUAACUUACUGAGAUUAGCAAUCUGGGAGAAAGAUCGCGAGCUAGUGAAAACUUUGAUAAGUCAUAAGGCAAAUGUCCAUGCUACAGGGGAAGACGGCCUGAAUGCCUUUGCAAUCAGUGCUGAUGGCGAUACUUUUGAUGACUAUAUUUUCCGUUCGAUCUUGGAUGCCGGCGGCAGACCGCCGAAAGGUUACGGUUACACCCGUAAGCCACCGCCGCAGUCUAUGUUUGGUUCUUCCGCAGUUUGCAGAGUCUAA
This is a messenger RNA of Penicillium samsonianum, 627 nucleotides long. Its product is annotated as ankyrin repeat domain-containing protein. Gene Ontology annotation, molecular function: protein binding. The coding region runs from base 1 to 627 and encodes 208 amino acids. The record is from RefSeq and is a predicted model, not a curated record. The transcript has a single exon. Lineage: Eukaryota; Fungi; Ascomycota; Eurotiomycetes; Eurotiales; Aspergillaceae.